UGGAGGCAGCCAGGCAGGCAGCAGCACCGACGGUGAAAUGGCUCCAGCCCAGAUGGCAGCCCCUGGCCUUCUGCUCCUCCUGGCGCUGCCUACAGGGGCCUGGCCCAGGCUGGGGCCGCCCCAUCGGCCAUGUGUGCACUGCUGCCACCCGGCCUGGCCCCCAGCGGCCCCCGGCUCAUACACCCCUGAGGGUGAGGGGGAGAAGUGGGUGCAGCUGCCCCACGUGCGGCCCACCAUCGACAUCUCAAUCCUCAAAGGUGAGAAGGGUGAGACGGGGGUCAGAGGCCGCUCCGGCAGGAGCGGGAAGGAGGGCCCACCGGGCUCCCCGGGUCUCCGGGGCCACAAGGGCCAGAAGGGGCAGGUGGGGCUGCCGGGCACCCCAUGCCGGCGUGCCUACGCAGCCUUCUCGGUCGGUCGGCGCGAGGGGCUGCACAGCACCGACGCCUUCCAGGCUGUGCCCUUUGACACGGAGCUGGUGAACCUGGAUGGCGCCUUCGACCUGGCGUCGGGCCGCUUCCUCUGCACGGUGCCUGGUGUGUACUUCCUGAGCCUCACCGUGCACACCUGGAAUUACAAGGAAACCUACCUGCACAUCAUGUGCAACCAGCAGGCCACGGCCGUGCUGUACGCGCAGCCCAGCGAGCGCAGCGUCAUGCAGACCCAGAGCCUGCUGCUGCCGCUGGCCGCAGGGGACGCCGCCUGGGUGCGCAUGUUCAAGCGUGACCAAGACAACGCCAUCUACGGUGAGCACGGCGACCUCUACAUCACCUUCAGCGGCCACCUGGUCAAGCCUGCCACUGAGCUCUAGCGCUCGACGGCACUCACUCCCCAGACCCCCCGAGCCUGACCUCGCCCUCGCAGCCCAGGCGGAUGCCAGUAUGUUUGCGCGAUGACUGUGCAGUGAUUGCACACCAGUUGCAUGCAGACGCUGAGCUGAGGGGUGUGGCAGGAGCAAGACAGGUCUGGGGGCCUGGCCUGGCGGGGGUGGGGACAGCAAGUGUCCAC
Molecule: messenger RNA, 1005 nt
Organism: Myotis daubentonii (Daubenton's bat)
Lineage: Eukaryota; Metazoa; Chordata; Mammalia; Chiroptera; Vespertilionidae
Gene: C1QTNF8
Product: C1q and TNF related 8
Molecular function (GO): protein binding
Source: RefSeq, a predicted model, not a curated record